AUGUCUCACAGUUUAAACAGUCAUCCCCUAAGAAACAAGUCGAGCAACAAUCAGCCUAAUAUCAACAACAUACCCCAGGCUUAGUCAAGUAACAACCAAAGUCUGAUUGGAGGCAGCAACACUCAGAACUUAUUCAAAGUUCUCAAAAAGUCUCAGAUCGAUACAACCACUGGAGGAGGUUUCGCCUUAGCUAACGCAUUGACUGGCACACAACUUCGAACGAAUUCAAGGAAUAACAACAAUAUGCAGGCAAUGACAGCCAACCCCUAAAUAAGCAGCUAGAAUAACACAAUGUUUCCCUCGUCUUAUGAGUUCAACUCAGGCAUCAUGGAAAACAGUGGAGGCAGUCCAAUUGAAAUGCAAAUGCUUAAAAGAAAUAACAAUACUAUACAUAGAAUCAAGGUGUAAAGAGUAAUACUAGAGGAGAUUUAAUAUCUUAAGAAAAUACUAAUGGUUCAGUCAAUAGGCAAAGAUCAGGCUAAUGCUGCCAAUCCAAUAUAAUAAAAGCAAGAAAGCGGAGUUUUUCCACCAAUGUCUAGUGGAAAUAAUGGCUAAUCUUAGAUUAAAUAAAAUGGGAUAUCUAGGAAUUAAAUAUAUAAGCAGAGCCUAUCCGAUAGUGUUAAUUAAAAAUUAGUAAAGGGCUUGAGUCCUAAGGCAAGCUUAGAAUAGUAGCAGCAACUGUAAGGCAAUUAAAAUUUCAGUCCAAAUAAGAAUCAUAGAGCAAUAUCUUAAAUAACUUCCUAGAAAAGUGGUUCAGGAGGAAAUGGGGAGUCCUAAUUCACUGAAAUACCUAUCCUUUAGCAAUCCUCUUCUGGUUCUGGCAACCUUAGAAGUGCUAAAGGCAGUUUGUCUAGAACUAGAAACAAUAAUCAGAAUCUGAAUAAGGCAGAUUUAUUAGGCAAUCAAAGACCCUAAUUUUAUACAAUGAAGAAUAAUGGUGGGAAUAGUGCGAAUUAAACAAGCAAUCUUGGUAUUACUUAACAAUCACCACAUAAUUUCUCAGGCAGAUUUAAUAAUUCAAGCACACUUAAAGGUUUGCAAUAACAGUAGCAACAAAAUGUAAACUAGUAGAAUAAUAUGGGAUAAGAGUAUGACCCAACAACUUAAUUCAUGCAAUCUUAUGAUGCGGCUAAGUUUGCAACUAAGAGGAAUGGAGUAGUGGUAUCCUAUGCAGCUAACACUCAUUAAGGAAUAAUCAGAAAUUAUAAUGAGGAUAGAGUUUCAAUAAUACUGAACAUUAUCCAACCCAAAUUUAAGGAAACAAAGACUUGGCCUAGAUGCUCAUUCUUUGGAGUGUAUGAUGGACAUGGAGGAGCUGCUUGUGCAGACUAUCUAAGAGAUCAAUUACAUUAGCUAAUAGUAAAGGAUCCUUAUUUCCCUUAAAAUCCGAAGAAAGCCAUCGAAAAUGCAUUUAUUGAGGCUGAAAGAGCUUUUAUGGAGUUCGCAGAUUAAUAAGCAGUUUUAGAAACUGGCCAAAUUGAUAGAAGUGGCUCAUGCGCUAUUAUUGCUUUAAUAGUAGGAGACAUUUGCUAUGUAGCCAAUGUAGGAGAUUCCAGAGCUGUUAUGUCUGUUGAUGGUGGAGAAAAGAUACUCCUGCUAUCAAAAGAUCACAAACCUGAAUCAGAUGAUGAGACUAAAAGAAUUGAAGAAAAUGGUGGCAGAAUAUAUUAGAACUCUAAUUAUAUCCCAGACAUCAGUCCACAAGGAAAAGGACAAAUGCAGUUGAUUGUUGGGCCCCACAGAGUCUUCCCAGGUAGAUUGUCCGUAUCAAGGACAAUUGGAGAUAUUGAGGCAAAAGAACCAAAGUACGGUGGAAAUCCUAAUGUAGUAAUUCCAACUCCAGAUAUAAAGUGCUUUAAGAUAAGAAACAAUUAUGACUUCAUUAUCAUUGCUUGCGAUGGAGUCUUUGAAAAACUGAAUAAUCUAGAUUGUGUCUAAGCAGUCUGGUAAGCUUCAAAAAUUAAUCCAAAAAGCCAAAGCAAUUAGCAUGAUGAUCGAAGUAUCCAUGAAAAGUGUGGUCAUAGUAUUGAUAGAAUAUUAUAGACAUCUGCUUUUAGAAGAACUUUUGAUAACAUCACAGCUGUGAUGAUUGCAUUUGAAAAUUUUGAGAAUAUUGCAGGUUAAUCAAUUGCAAGCGAGGGUCAAGCAGAUAGCUAGCCCUAAAUUUAUCAUAUAGACAAUGAAAAAUAGCAUAUGCCUUUCAAUCGUUUGGAAACAGUAGUUGAGGAAGAAUACAUAUAAUCUGAAGAAGUAGAUCAGAUGCUAACAGAGCCAGUAUUGACUCAUGAAAAGUCAAAAGGUUCUACUAGAAAUUAAAAUGACAGUGAUUCCAAGUAGAAUUAUCAAUAAUCUAAUGACUCAAAGGAAGACUACUAGUUUGACAUUAAUAGCAACAGCAAUUAAGAUGGAUUGAGUAAACCUGGCAUUAGCUCUCUAAGAAAGAAAUCCGCAGAGAAUAUUCAAAGUCGGGGCAAUGGAGCUGCAAAUGGUAAUAAUGGGAAUCGAAGAUAAUCAGCUUCAUCUCCCUCGCAUUCCAGAGAUAGCAAUGCUCAACAAUAAUCAAUCUCUAAUCUUAAUCUAAACAAUAAUAACAACGGCUAAAAUAAUACAAGCACUUCAAAGAGUGCUGUAAGAAUGAGUUUUCAAGUUUAAAGCCAAAAUUCACAACUACCAUAGCCUAGACUUUCAAACAGUACUCUUGUAAGUGAUCAGAACUAAUAACUUAAGGACAGAGUGUAGGAUCAAUUAUUUGGAAUGGCAAGAGGAAGCAAUACAAAUACUACUGGUAAUGCACAGUUGGGCUCAUCCAAUGGUUUGAGAAAUAACAAAAGUAGUAGUUUGGGCAGAAGAGAUCAAACUUAAAAUGCAAGAAUAGUUUCAAACUCAAGUGAAUAGCAAGCUAGCAGCAACAAUAAUAGCUAGAAGAUUCAACGAAGCGGGGUGAGUGACAAAGGUUACAGUAGUACCAGCAGAAAUGAUAAUAGGAAUAUAUCUCUUAAUCCGCAGUAAUUGCCUUUGACUUAAAGUCUUGUCAGCGGAGUCCAGCCCCUUAUUGCUAAUUUUCAUCUGGAUAAUAGUCAAUAGAGGCAGAACAUAAUUCAUUAGAAUACACUUAGCAAUAAGGCAUCGAGAAAUCAGCAUUUAAAAUAAUACUAAUCUUUGAAUUCUGCUUUAAACAAUCAGAUCAAUCCUAAUCUCACAUCUCAAGUAUUACCUAUAGGGGGCAACUCAAAUGAGUUUGAAUUCAAUCGAACUCAGUAAGUUACAUCCUCUCAUGUAGGUACUAAGGCUAAUAAUGUCAUCAGUAAUAAUAAUACUCAAAGUAGCGUUGGCGGGCAAAACACUUCUGGAAAAAAUUGGUUUUCCAAUACUUAGCAGCUGACUGGUAUUAGUCAGCUACAUAAACAUUAUGAGAAAAAGCAGACUAAGACUAAAGAUAAAAAUGUGCUAUGA
Molecule: messenger RNA, 3453 nt
Organism: Stylonychia lemnae
Lineage: Eukaryota; Ciliophora; Spirotrichea; Sporadotrichida; Oxytrichidae
Source: the annotation of a GenBank genome assembly